GAUUCAGUUGGCUAUUGUGAUUGUGUUUCCGCGAAUGGCAUCAAAACAUCGAACAUCAAAUUCAAGGCGCAGUUUGGCGAGUACAAGCAAUGGCCAGAAUGAACAAUUUAGUAAUUAUCAUCCAUAUCAAUAUUCGGCACGUAGGCGACAAGAAGAAUCAAUCACUGCUUACAAUCGUUGUCUACGAGUUUUUCGAUGGUUAUUUGUUAUCUGUUCAUUAGCCGUGAUCUCUAUGACAAUUUUGUUGAAUACAAGAAUCGCUAUGGUUGCAACGGAUCGCUGGGAAGACUAUCAUCAAAAUUUUACUGAUGAACCAUUUCUAAUCAAAAAUGUCAACAUUAAAAUGUCAAUGGCAUUAAUAAUGGGGUUCAGUACAUUCUCGAUAAUAAUCUAUAUAAUUGGCAUUGUGAGUAUAGUACGUGAAAGGCUUGAUUGGUCGCAAUUAUUUUUGGUACUUAUUAUUGCCCACUCAUUUGCUAUCUAUAUGAUUGUCAAUCAGUAUCGGCAAUUUUCGCUUGCUAUCGAUGCUUUCUUAGGCUUACUAACAACGGCAUAUAUGUUGAUAUUAGUGAAAAAAGUUAUAACUAAACAAAAAUUUCAAUCGAAACAAACAUUAUCGACUAAAUCAUCAUCGGCAAUAAUGUCACCAUCUACAAUCAAACACAUAGGAACGACGACGACAAUUUUAUUAUCACGAGGCUCAUCAUCAUCAUCAGAAACAUCGGAUGGUUCAAUUACGAGUACAUCCAAUUCGUCACCAUCAUCAUUACAUCAUCGGCAUUAUAAGGGACGAAAAAAAAAUCAAAAACGAUCACCCAAUAGACGUGCAUCUUCAUCACCUAAAAACAAAUCAAUAUCUUCAAACCUAAAUGUGAACAAAUCGACCAUCGAUUCAACAUCAUCUAAUCCUAAUCAAUCAUUUAUUGAUGAUUUUUCGCCCAGAAGAAUGGAAUCAAAAAGCAUUCGCAUUAAUAUUAACAAUCAACAAAAAAUAAAUAAUAAUAAUUUAUAAUGAUCUAAUUGAUUA
Messenger RNA from Dermatophagoides pteronyssinus (European house dust mite), 1027 nucleotides. RefSeq lists its product as uncharacterized. The record is from RefSeq and is a predicted model, not a curated record. Lineage: Eukaryota; Metazoa; Arthropoda; Arachnida; Sarcoptiformes; Pyroglyphidae.